This is a messenger RNA of Calliphora vicina (urban bluebottle blowfly), 2023 nucleotides long. RefSeq names its product monocarboxylate transporter 14. The record is from RefSeq and is a predicted model, not a curated record. Gene Ontology annotation, cellular component: membrane. Bases 225 to 1751 code for a protein of 508 amino acids. The transcript is spliced from 7 exons. Gene Ontology annotation, biological process: transmembrane transport. NCBI's taxonomy places the organism in Eukaryota, Metazoa, Arthropoda, Insecta, Diptera, Calliphoridae. Gene Ontology annotation, molecular function: monocarboxylic acid transmembrane transporter activity.
AUUGUCUAGCGUUUAACACAUGAAAUUAUAUUUUCAACAUUUGCGGAAUAAAUACAAAUUUAAUCAAGACUUUUAUUAUUCACACCAAAGUGAUAGUGCUAUUUGAACAACAAAAGUGUAUACAAAAAUUAAAUAAAUAUCAUAAAAACAUAAAAUUAAACAAAUAUUUUUAGAUCCCUUUAAAAGUGGUUACAAAAAUAUUAGAAAUCUAAGAAAAAACAAGCAUGGAUACAACUACAGCGGUGCCUGAUGGCGGUUGGGGCUGGGUUAUAGUAGCAGCUGUAGCCCUAAUUAAUAUGACAAAUCAAUCUAUAUUAUCGGUAUUUGGUUUACUGUUCGGUUCCCAAUUAAAAGAAAUGCAUCAGGAAACAUUUACAGCAGCUUUAAUAACCAAUCUCAAUAGUUUAGCAUUGAAUUUUUCGGGUCUUUUCAUAGGACCGGCUAUAAAAAGUUUUAAACCUCGCAAUGUAGCAGCUACCGGCUGUGUAAUGGUCUCAUUUGGCCUAAUGCUAUGUGCCUUUGCUACCGAGGGCUGGCAUUUCUUUAUUGGCUAUGGAUUUUUUGUGGGCAUAGGUUUAGGUUUAAUAUCGCCCUCCACAUUUAUGGCCAUAAAUUCAUAUUUUUCUACUAAACGUGGUAGAGCUGUAGGAGUUUCAUUGGCUGGUGCUGGUUUGGGUCAAGUUUUUAUACCUCAUAUUGUAAGAAUCUUUUUAGAAAACUAUGGUUUUCGUUUUGCUGUCUUAGCCAUGUCGUUGCUGUCUUUAACUGGGUUAAUUGGUGCUUUAUUAUUGAAACCCUUAGAUCCCAUUAAACACAAUAACAGACAACAUUUAAAAUUGAUUUUGGAAAACAAUGAUAAACCAGCUAAAGACGGUUCUAUAAUGGAAAUAAAAAUAGGCAAUGCCAAUGAUGACAAGCAGCAUAAAGACAAACAAAAAUGUCAGGAAACUGCUUUAUUGCCUCAAAAUAAUAAAGUUUAUCAAGAAUGUUCAGAGAAACUCGAUCAACAGUUAUUGCCUAAUUCGGAAAAGUUGUGCAGUAAAAUUUGCCAGCGUUUGGUGCAGGCCAUGGAUUUGGAAUUGUUAAAAGAUCCUGCUUUUUGGAGUAUAAUCAUUGGCAUGGCUUUGGUUUAUACUUCUACCAUUAAUUUCACCAUGAUAUUUCCCAGUUUCUUGCAGUACUCGGUGGGCUUUACAAAAUCAACAACAGCCAGUUGUAUGUCCAUAAUGGCUGGUGCUGAUAUAAUCUGUCGUUUAUUACUGCCCUGCAUAACAGAUAAAUUGAAAAUACCUUAUCGUGUUAUAUUUUUAUUGGGCACCGUAGGUCUAUUAAUAUCCAGAGCUGCCCUGGCAGAAUCUGUAGAUCUUACAAGCAUUAUUGUAAUGUCCAUCUUUACCGGUAUGACCAAAUCGGCCACUGUUUUAAAUAACAAUCUAACCAUAUCGGGUCAUGUUAAGCCUGAUAAAUUGCCUGGUGGCUUGGGUUUAAAUAUGAUUUCCAAAGGUAUUUUGGUUAUAACAAUUGGUCAAUUAUUGGGCUGGAUAAGAGAUUUCACCGAUUCGUAUGUUUUAUGUUUACACGCCCAAAAUGGUCUCCUACUUUUGGUCAUUGUGAUAUGGACGCCAGAAAUUUUCUUUAGAUAUCGUAAAUAUUUAAAGGAAAAGAGAUUGGCUAAGCAACAGGAAAUAUUAGAUGUAGAACAACAACCACUGGAAGGAGGGAAAUGUUUGCAAACAAAUGCAAACAACUAAAAUGACUGCUAAAUUUUUCUUAAAGAGAGAAAAAUAUGAAUAUAAAUUUUAUUUAAUUCAUGCCUGAUAUUUUAAGCGAGUUUAUAUUUUUAUAUAUUUAUAAAGUAUUAUUAGUUUCUAAACCGUAUAUUAUAAGCCAAGUGAACAUGUUUUUAAGGUGAUAUUGUCAAUAAUUGAGUUUUUAAGAUUUAUAUUUAAUACUACUACUACUAUUAAUUUUUAUAAGACUUAUUUAAAUCAUAAAUAAUAAAAACACAUUUUAUAUACUAAAA